Messenger RNA from Liolophura sinensis, 582 nucleotides. RefSeq lists its product as uncharacterized. Bases 1 to 582 code for a protein of 193 amino acids. The transcript has a single exon. NCBI's taxonomy places the organism in Eukaryota, Metazoa, Mollusca, Polyplacophora, Chitonida, Chitonidae. The record is from RefSeq and is a predicted model, not a curated record. Gene Ontology annotation, biological process: DNA integration. Gene Ontology annotation, molecular function: nucleic acid binding.
AUGAAGCUUCCAGUGCAGCUGUAUAGGCCCUACUUUGAUAUCAGAGAUGAGCUGUCAGUCCAGGACGAAAUCAUUUCUCGGAGACCAAGAGUAGUCAUUCUUUUUAGCAUGCGGAAAGAAACCCUCAACCCGAUACAUCGUGCUCACACUGGCAUUGAGUCGUGUAGGGCACGGGACUGCGCGUAUUGGCUUAACAUGAACUCUGAAAUAUCUGAUGCCAUCUCCAAAUGUGAAACUUGUAGCACGUUCCAGAGAAAGCAGACAAAGGAACAACUUAUCUCACAGAACAUACCGGACAGCCCACGGUCUAAGACUGCUGCCGACCUUCUCACAUGUAACCAAAAGGAAUACCUGGCUACAGUCGAUUAUUUCAGCGAUUUUUUCGAAGUCGACCAGAUUACCGACAAAACUGGAAAGCAGGUCAUCACCAAACUGAAAGGACAUUUUGGUAGGCAUGGAAUACCAGAUACCAUUAUCACCGACACUGGUCCUCCAUUUAACUCCAAAGACUUUGCCGACUUUGCUUCAAACUAUGAUUUUCGACAUAUCACCAGUUCUCCGGGUUACGCCCAGUCAAAAUAG